UCAUUUCUUUGUUGGAGUCUAGGAAGCCUCAGAUCUCAGCAGAACCUUCUGUCUCCAAACUGUGGCUGCUGGAUAAGCUAGACAGAGAAACAAAUCCUCCCUUUAAGCCUUAUCCAACUCUUAUAGACAGAACAAUGGCUGUGACAACCAGAUUGACAUGGAAGGCGGAAAAGAGUCUGCAAAAGCUACUUGGACACGUUUCCUUGAGUCUUCUUUACAAAUCUAGUGUUCAUGGAUCUAGCAUUGAAAAUAUGCUUCAGAGAUGUGCUUAUCAGGGAUCCACUGUAACAAUGAUUUAUACUAAUAACAAUACUUUUGGAGCCUUUAUACUUGGGCAUUAUCCUAAUAUAGAGGAAGAAUCUGAAAACCCAGAUUCUUCCUUCUAUUUUUCAUUCAAAAAGGAUAACAGAAUUGAAGUACCAACUUUUCUUUUUAAUAGAGCACCUAAAAUUACUGAUGACAGUUUGUCGUUUUAUUCCUGUGAUCGUGUGCUUUUCUGUUUAGUGCCAAACUUUAAAAAAAUUCUUAUUGAUGGUCCUUUGAGAGAUAAGCAAUUUACAACUUCCAAGUUGCAUUUUGACUAUUUGGAAUGUGAAGUUUUUCGGGUUGAAGGAAUUAAGAAUGAUUCAGGCUACGUAAGGAGAAUAACAAGGGCCACACAGCACAGAGAGCACCUCCUGGCUGAACUAAGAGCCUACAAACCCAGCACAUGCUUGAUUCCAGAACUUCGUAUUCUCAUGCUGGGUCCAGUUGGGUCUGGAAAGUCUACUUUUAUCAAUUCAGUUAAAUCUGUUUUCCAAGGCCGUGUGAUUCGACAAGCCAUAGUGGGGUCUGAUAUCACCAGCAUUACUGAACAGUAUAGGAUAUAUUCCAUUAAAGAUGGAAAAGAUGGCAUAUCUCUGCCAUUUAUGUUAUGUGACUCAAUGGGGCUGGAUGAGAAAGAGGAAGCAGGAUUAUGCAUGGAUGACAUACCCCACAUUUUAAAAGGCUGCAUACCAGACAGAUAUCAGUUUAAUCCUGAAAAGCCAAUUACACCCAGUCAUUCCACCUUCAUCACCUCGCCCUCAUUGAAGGAGAGGAUUCACUGUGUGGUUUUUGUGUUAGAUGUCAACUCUGUCAACAAUCUUUCCUCUAAAAUGGUGCAGAAGUUAAAAAGAGCUCAUAAAGAUGUACUACACUAUGGUAUAGCACAUGUGGCUUUACUUACUAAAGUGGCUAAUUGGGAUGAAAUUCUUCAAGACGACUUUCUAAACAUGAAUAAAUCUGUGACUUACAAAAGCCAGAUAAUGCAUGUCAGCAAAAUGCUAAGCAUUCCUAUUUCUAACAUCUUGAUGGUUGGAAAUUAUGCUUCAGAGUAUGAGGUGAACCACUUAAAGGAUGUUUUGAUUCUGUCUAUGCUGAGGCAGAUGUUGAGGGCCACAGAUGACUUCUUAGACGAUUUGCCUCUUGAGUGAACAGAAGUGAAGACUGUGAAGAGAUGAAAUGCAGAAGAGGAUAAAUGGAACUAAAGAAGAGAGAGUUUUUCACUUACCUCUGGUUGAAAAUAUGAAUUGAAGUUAAAUGAGCAAAAAAUUUUUUAUGAACUUAUAUUUUAUUUC
Loxodonta africana (African savanna elephant) is the source of this 1598-nucleotide messenger RNA. It is a transcript of the gene IFI44L, whose product is annotated as interferon induced protein 44 like. Bases 135 to 1454 code for a protein of 439 amino acids. The transcript is spliced from 9 exons. Lineage: Eukaryota; Metazoa; Chordata; Mammalia; Proboscidea; Elephantidae. Gene Ontology annotation, biological process: immune response. The record is from RefSeq and is a predicted model, not a curated record.